Messenger RNA from Monodelphis domestica (gray short-tailed opossum), 5476 nucleotides. RefSeq names its product phospholipid-transporting ATPase ABCA3-like. Gene Ontology annotation, molecular function: lipid carrier activity; ATP hydrolysis activity; ATP binding. Gene Ontology annotation, biological process: lipid transport; transmembrane transport. Gene Ontology annotation, cellular component: membrane; intracellular membrane-bounded organelle. Lineage: Eukaryota; Metazoa; Chordata; Mammalia; Didelphimorphia; Didelphidae. The record is from RefSeq and is a predicted model, not a curated record.
CCCCCAAAACCCCAGUCGCCCAGGUCGGCCUUAUUCCUCCCAGGCACAUGCACCCAGCCUCUCCAGCUCUGGCUGUAUGCUCCUGUGAAUCUUGCUCUCUCUUUUCUGAUGUUUGAGAAAGGACAUUCAGUUAUUUCAUAAAAGGGAGGAAUUUGGAUUCCAUAUAUGGAAAACGUUACCAGCACUAAUGUCCCUAGUCACGGAUAAACUCAUCCCCAGCGGAUCCACGGAUAGAUUACUUGUUUUAAUUCCAUAUAUAUAACUUACAGUGGUAAACUGCUCCUCAAAACAGAAGAAUGUCCAUGAGAAAGCAGUUUCAACUUCUUCUCUGGAAAAAUUAUAUUCUAAAGAAACGCAAGAUCCUAUCAAGCCUCUUGGAAAUCUUACUGCCACUGGUAUUUUCUGUAGUUUUAAUUUCACUUCGUUUGAGGAGUAAACCAGUAAAUGUGGAUGCUAUAAAAUAUCAUCCUAUUAUUCUUGAUGAUCUACCCAGUAGUUUCAUGGAAAGGUUUCCACCAGGUUUAUUUAUCCUAGCUUAUAUCCCUAAGAACGAUGGUGUUUUGAAGACAAUUGCUGAGAAUAUGGUAAAGCCCUUCAAGUUUCGAUUACUAGUUAAGGGUUAUUCUUCAUUUGAAGUUUUAUUCAAGAUAAAAGACAUCAUUCUGUGUGCAGUUAUUUUUGAUCAUGUCUUCCAAAACCAAAGUAAACAGCUGCCAAGUAAGGUAGAGUAUAGCCUGCGUUUUCUCUUCCACCAAAGGUUUCCUAAUUUUACGUACAGAGAAAAAAGAAGAGAAAGAUUUGAUGGAUGGAAUACACGCCUUCUUUUUCCACUUAAUUCAUUCACAGGACCCAGACAGCCUUUUGAAAAUGAUGGAGGAUUGCCUGGAUAUUUUCGAGAAGGAUUUCUGACCAUACAACAUGCUAUCAACAGAGAAAUCAUAUAUUCCUCCAUGAAUGUCUCUAUGAUUGAGCAGUUUAAGAAAAUCAACGUUAUUUUGAAGAGGUUCCCAUUUCCACCUUAUGUUCAGGACCCAUUCAUUUCAGUCUUAGAGGGUAAUCUUUCCCUGAUGAUCAUGCUGAGCUUCCUUUGUACCUGCAUCUUCAUCAUCCGUUCUGUUGUUCAGGAAAAAGAAAAAAAGCUGAAGGAGUAUAUGUGCAUCAUGGGACUCAGCAACUGGCUACAUUGGACUGCAUGGUUCUUCGUGUAUUUUAUUAUUCUCAUUAUUAUUAUCUUAAUUAUGAUCACACUCUUCUUUUUGAAGGUGAAAGAUAAUGUGGCAGUGCUCACACAAAGUGAUCCAUCUUUGGUGUUUUUAUUUCUAACAUGUUUUGCUAUUUCCACCAUCUCCUUCAGCUUUAUGAUUUCUGUGUUCUUCAAUAAAGCUAAUCUAGCAGUUGCUGCAGGAGCUAUUUUCUAUUUCUUCUCCUAUAUUCCAUUCCUUUACAUUGGGUAUAACUACUUUGAGAUGAGUCAUGAAAUGAAGCUGGUCUCCUGUCUCUUAUCAAAUGUUGCAAUGUCACUGGGAAUAAAGUUCAUAAUCUUCUUUGAAGCAAGAGGGUCAGGUAUUCAAUGGAGGCAUGUGUUGAAGAUUUCCGUGCAUGAUCGUUUGAACUUUAUGGAGGUGAUGGUAAUGCUACUAGUUGACAGUGUCUUAUAUAGCCUGGUGACCUGGUAUGUUGAGGCCACCUUUCCAGGGAAAUAUGGUAUACCUCAGCCUUGGAACUUCUUCAUGAUGCGCUCCUAUUGGCUUGGAAAACCUCAUACUUAUAAGGAAGAGCCAAAGGAUGAAAUAUACACAUCUCCGAUAAACCCUUAUGUUCAGGAUGAGCCUUUAGACUUGACUGCAGGAGUAAAAAUUUUGAAUCUGUCCAAGGUAUUUAGAACGGGGAAUGAUAUUAAAAGAGCAUUAAAAAACCUGACACUGAAUAUGUAUGAGGGGCAAAUCACUGUGCUUCUUGGGCAUAAUGGAGCAGGGAAGACCACCACCCUAUCCAUACUCACAGGUCUUUUCCCUCCUACGAGUGGAGAGGCAUGGAUCAGUGGAUAUGAGAUUUCAGAGGGCAUGGUUCAGAUCCGGAAAAGCCUGGGCUUAUGUCCACAACAUGAUAUCUUGUUUGAUCACAUGACAGUAGAUGAGCACCUUACCUUCUAUGUUCAGAUUAAAGGAUCAUGGAAUGCUGAUUUCUCUGAUGAAAUCAAUAAUAUAUUGACUGUUCUUGGUCUGGAGAAGAAGCGCCACACGGUUUCACAGUCCUUGAGUGGAGGAAUGAAGCGCAAACUCUCCAUAGGCAUCUCACUCAUUGGAGGAUCUAAGGUGGUAAUGAUGGAUGAGCCAACAUCAGGUAUGGAUCCAGUUUCACGGCGUGCCAUGUGGGACCUCCUUCAGCAAGAGAAAAGUAAGCGCACUAUUGUACUGACUACCCACUUUAUGGAUGAAGCUGAUCUUCUGGGAGACCGCAUUGCCAUCCUAGCAAAAGGGAAACUGCAGUGCUGUGGCUCUUCACUUUUCCUCAAGCAAAAAUAUGGUGCAGGAUAUCAUAUGACCAUAGUUAAGAAACAAUAUUGUCUUGUAGAAGAAAUUGAAAGACUGAUUUAUGAACAUAUACCAUCGGCCUCUAUGGAAAGCAAUAUGGGAGCUGAGUUAUCAUUUACCAUGCCUAAAGACAACAUAAGCAGAUUUGAAGCUUUAUUUGAAGAACUGGAAGACAGACAAGAGGAACUGGGCAUCUCUAGCUUUGGAGCCUCUGUUACCACUAUGGAAGAAGUUUUCCUUAGGGUUAGUAAAUUCAUCGAUUCCAACAUGGAUCUUCAGCAUAUCAACCGCCUAACUUCGCGUAACAAAGCCCUGGAGAAGAAUAAUAUUCAUUUGGAUGGCUCUGACAUAUUCCAUGAGAAUUUCAAUUAUAACAAUGCGUUCAAACUUGGUUUCCAGCAAUUCUAUGCCAUGUUGGUGAAGAAGUUUUCAUUCACUUGGUGCCACUGGAAGAUGAUGUUAGUACAGAUAAUUGCUCUUCUGAUUUGUAUCACAUUCACUAUCAAGGCCUUUAAAAUAUCUUUGGAGUCAUCGAAAACCCCCUUCUUACAGCUGAAGUUGAAUGUGUAUGGCGAAACAACUGUGCCUUUCUUCAUCUCUAAGAAUACUAGGCUGCAUCCAAAUCUCUCAGGUUAUGUCUCAGAUGCUAUUAAAGCUGAGGAACAACUGCCCAUGGAAAUUUCAUAUCCUAUGGACGAUUUCCUGAUUAACCAGGCAACAAAAGAUUGUGCUAUUUUUGAUGAAAAUUUCCUUGUGGCAAUUUCCUUUCAAGACCAUAAAGAUAAAACAACUGUCACUGCUCUCUUCAAUAACCAUGCUUACCAUGCUGCUCCCAUGGCCUUGGCAAUGGUGGAUAAUAUUCUCUACAAGUUGUUUUUUGACUCUAAGGCUUCCAUUACGACCACCAACAGCCCUCAGCCUCCACCUAAGACUGAUGCUGCUAUAGAGAGGUUAUUCCAGGGCCCUAAGGGACAUUUUCUUGCCAUUACCUUGAUGUUUGGAAUAUCAUUUUUAGUUAGUGCAUUUGCUAUUCUGCCAAUCAGUGAGCGAGUCAUAAAGUCAAAGCAUAUCCAGUUUAUCUGUGGACUCUCUAAAACGAAUUACUGGCUCUCUUCCCUAUUAUGGGAUCUCCUCUUCUUCUUGUUCUGCAGCUUGCUAAUACUGCUUCUCCUGAAAAUCUUGGAUGAAAAAGCUUAUAUUCAGAAAAACCACUCUCAAGCUACCUUGAUGAUGUUAAUGCUGUUUGCCUGGGCUAACAUCCCUUUGAUAUAUCUAAUGAGCUUCUUUUUCUCUGGGAUUGCUAGUGGGUGUGCCAAGCUCAUAAUUAUAAAUAUCGUCUUGGGAAUUCUUCCAUUCACCUUUAAUAGCAUCAUAAAAGAAAUGGACCAAAGUUUGAAACUCUUUUCCCAAAAAACCGAUAUUGUAUUCCAGUUAAUACCAAAUUAUAGCCUAGCAAUGGCUUUCUCCAGCCUGUAUUAUAACUAUGAAUUCAAUCGGUUCUGUAGAAGUCUGAAAAUUGGUAUGAAAGCGUGCCAAAAAAUAUACCAAAAUUAUAUACCACAAGAAAAUAUCUACGCGUGGGAGUCUCUUGGCAUUGGAAAGUAUUUGACCUCCAUGGCUGUAUGUGGCUUUGUAUAUCUUGGGCUCCUUUUCUGCAUUGAUACGGACUUCCUCUGGAAAAUGAAAAUCUAUUUCUCUAAGAUGUUUGAAAAAAGGAAAUUGUCACAGCAGCCUGAGGAGACACCUUACAUUUCCAGAGACCUAGAUGUGGAAGAAGAGAAAAUGAAAAUCCGGAAUUUCCUUCCAGAACUGUUGCCUAAAAUCCCUCUGAUUGCUCUAGAAAUCACAAAGGUAUAUGGCCAUAAGAAAAAAAAAUCUGUCCUUGCUGUGGACAAGGUCUCCCUCGCAAUCAAGAAAGGAGAGUGCUUUGGGCUGCUGGGCCUCAACGGAGCUGGGAAAACCACCACCUUCAAAAUAUUGACUGGGGAUAUCACCAUCACAUCUGGAGAUGCCUUUAUCAAUGGAAAAAGUAUCUCCAGUAAACGCACAGAGAUAAAGAAACAAAUUGGCUACUGUCCUCAGUUUGAUGCCCUGCUGGGCCACAUGACAGGACGACAACUUUUAAUUAUGUAUGCCCGGAUUUGGGGCAUUCCUGAGCAACAAAUUCAGUCGUAUGUGGCGGAGAUCAUCUUCGACCUGCUCCUGGAGACCCAAGCAGACAGACUUGUCAAAGACUACAGUGGUGGCAACAAACGUAAACUGAGUGCCGGUAUCGCCCUUUUGGGAAAACCCAAAAUUAUCUUCCUGGAUGAGCCAUCCACUGGUAUGGACCCUGUAGCCCGGCGCCUGCUCUGGAAUCAAGUAACCAGGGCCCGUGAGGCUGGCAAAGCCAUAAUCAUUACCUCCCACAGCAUGGAGGAAUGUGAAGCCCUGUGCACCAGGCUGGCCAUAAUGGUGAAUGGAAGAUUCAAGUGUCUGGGUAGCCCACAACAUCUCAAGAGCAAAUAUGGGAGUGGCUAUACCCUACUGGCCAAAAUUAAGAGCACCACUCCUAAGGAAAGAAAUUUAGCAAUUCAGGAGUUCAAAAUAUUUGUGCAAACAAAGUUUCCAGGCAGUAGACUGAAGGAUGAACAUCAAGGAAUGGUCCAUUACCACUUGCCCAAACAGAACCUUAAAUGGUCAAAGGUAUUUGGCAUCUUGGAAAAUGCCAAAAAUGAGUAUAAAUUGGAUGACUAUUCCAUCAGUCAAGUCUCGCUGGAACAAAUCUUCUUGAGCUUUGCUCACUUACAAGUCUCACUGUAUGACCUCUAAAGAGCAGACCACCAUACUUUCAGCUCCUUAACACUUCCCUAUCCCACUGUAAAUCACCACUGCACAUAGAAACACUAUGUAUGUGGGUAUGGGCGUAUAAUCAGAUAAAAAUGUAACAAUGACCAUUCUCA